Asparagus officinalis (garden asparagus) is the source of this 714-nucleotide messenger RNA. RefSeq lists its product as uncharacterized. Lineage: Eukaryota; Viridiplantae; Streptophyta; Magnoliopsida; Asparagales; Asparagaceae. Gene Ontology annotation, molecular function: RNA polymerase II transcription regulatory region sequence-specific DNA binding; protein dimerization activity; DNA-binding transcription factor activity, RNA polymerase II-specific. Bases 42 to 560 code for a protein of 172 amino acids. The record is from RefSeq and is a predicted model, not a curated record. Gene Ontology annotation, cellular component: RNA polymerase II transcription regulator complex. The transcript is spliced from 3 exons. Gene Ontology annotation, biological process: regulation of transcription by RNA polymerase II.
CUCUCUCUGCUCCCUCUCUCUUUCUCUCUCUAAAAAAGAAGAUGAAGGUGAAGAUUGAUAGGAAAACAGUGGAGAAGAACAGGAGGAUACAAAUGAAGAGCUUGUGCUUCAAGCUCUCCUCUGUCAUCCCUAAACAUGCUCAUAACUACAACUUCUCAAAGGACGCGUUAUCGCAGUAUGAUCAUCUAGACCAUGCUAUUGAUUACAUAAAAAAAUUGAGUGAACGAAUCGAAAGACUGAAACAGAGGAAGAAUAGCGUCACGGGCGAAGCGAGCGACAAGGAAUCGGACGGUGGCAUGGCCGGUGAGCUCGGGCUGCCCGUGGUCGAGGUGAGGCACCAAGACUCGAUCGUCGAGGUGGUCCUCAUCACUAGUCUAAAAACGAGCUUCGUGUUCCACGAGACGAUCAAAGUUUUAGAAGAAGAGGGUAUUGACGUUCUCAACGCUGGCUUCUCGGUUGUGAGGGACAAAAUUUUCUACACCAUACACUCGCAGGUUGUUUCAUCUAUAAAUGAUUUUGAGGCUUCAAAGGUGUCUGAGAGACUAAAGAAAUUGAUAUAACCAUCGUGUUCCUCUAUGAUUUUCGAUUUGUGUAUCGUUGAUAGAAGACGUUUCAAAAUCGUCAGAUGUAGUCAAGAUGCGUUCAUGAUUUGAAUUGUAGUAGUGCAGAUGUAUGCCUUAUCUUUUUAAGGACAACAAAGAAUAAAAUUAUUUA